Molecule: messenger RNA, 1472 nt
Organism: Lepus europaeus (European hare)
Lineage: Eukaryota; Metazoa; Chordata; Mammalia; Lagomorpha; Leporidae
Gene: SRGN
Product: serglycin
Exons: 4
Coding region: 328-804 (158 amino acids)
Biological process (GO): secretory granule organization; negative regulation of bone mineralization
Cellular component (GO): secretory granule
Source: RefSeq, a predicted model, not a curated record
AGCAUAGGAAGGUUUUAUAUGGAAAAGUGCCCAGUGAGGAAGAGGCAGCGCCUUGCAGGGCCUCUUGGUCCCGCAGAGGCCUCUGGGUGUGAGCCACCUGUAGUUCACAGCGUUGCCCGAGGAAGCAGAAACAGACCUCCCUGAAUGCUGAUGCUACUGUUUUGAUGGGAAAAAAUGUCAACAGGCGAGUAGCAGACAACAAAGCUUCGGAAAAAGAAAUUGUGACGUGUGUUCUGGGCAGGGUUUGAGGUUUUGGAACCCUCUCUAAAAGGGACAGCCAGCACCCUGCUGCAUUUCCUAAUCGUGAGUUGGCUUGAACUGGUCACGAUGCAGAAGCUCCUCACCUGCAGUGGGCUUGUCCUGGCGCUUGGCCUCAUCCUCGCUUUGGAUUCUUCAGUCCAAGGUUAUCCUAUGCGGAGAGCCAGGUACCAGUGGGUACGCUGCCGUCCAGACAGUAAUUCGGCCAACUGCAUUGAUGAGAAGGGACCCGUGUUCAACCUGCUUCCGGGGGACUCCAACAGGAUCCUCCCUCCGAGGACUGACCCUUUUUUGACGGGACCGCAGAGGCUGAAUGAUGCCUUCCCUCUUUCUGAGGACUUCUCUGGAUCAGGCUCCGGCUCCGACUUGGGCUCAGGAUCCGGAAGUGGCUCUGGAAGCAGCCUUCUGACGGAAGUGGAGUGGGAAUACCAGCCUGCGCAGGAGGAUGGCGUUUUCUAUCACAACUCCGAGUCCCUCGAGAGGAAUCUGCCCUCGGCUAGUCAGGACUUGGGUCACGGUAGAUCGGAAGACGAUUUUAUUAUGUAAGAGACAGGGUUCCCUCCCACCUUGACACCAGCCAGUGCAGCCAGGAUACUUUGUGUAUUGUGGUUAAACGAUUAAUCUUGGGACAGCGAGUUUUCUAGAAAUUUUAAAACAUUUGUGAAAGAAAUUUAAAUUUUUUCACCUUUCUCCCUAAUGAAUUCUUAGAGGAAAAUACCCUAUUUUUCUGGAAAAUACUUGUAUCUCUUUUGGUGUGAUAUACAACCUACAUCAUUAUGAAAUUAGCUAGAUUCCCACGUCUAUGAAAUUGCUUUAAAUAAAAAAUUAUACCCUUUUUGAAAAAUUCAGUUGACAAAGCAAAUUGAUCAGCAGUAUCUCAUGCCUAACUCUUCAGGAACCUGACGGUGAAUGUGAGUUACAGGUAUGCUCAUUUUCUUCCACAAAGAAAACCCCAAGAAGAUGAAACAGUGAGUUCAUGAAGGGAGUGUUUGGCCCAGUUUACAGCGCAAAGUGUGUUACUAUCGUGCCAACACUGGAUGGGUUUGCAGAGUGUGUGGGUAUUGCCUGCCUAUCAUCAUGUGUGCUGACAGCUAGAAUCUUAAGACCCAAGCUGAAGUCCAGCUGUUCUCCCAGUACCCCACACUGCUUUGCUCUUCUCCCUGGAUAUCUGUGCGCCUUCACGUGUUCCUCUAUUAAACAGAAGCAUAACCAAA